UAUCCGAACACUUUCCCACUUUCCCACAAUCGCAUCGAACCCAGUCAUGGCUAGCACUAAAGAAGAGUGCGAGUUAAAGAGUCUGCUCAUUAUUUAUGAGAAGUGCGACUUGACGAGUGCAAUAGAGCCUUUGCUGCGGAGCAUAAAGGAGCCGCACGCCUGGAUGGACACAGUGGACACAGUUUUUGUGCAUGGACACUUGUAUAAUAGCUUCCUGGAGGCUGUGCGCAAUGGCAUCACACCCGAGGAUAUUGGCUGCACACACAACAAGCUUAGGGAUGCUGAUCUGCUAGUUAAUGUCUUUGAGUUGGUGACGAGGACUUAUCUGAGAACCAAUGAUCCCAGCACUCUCGUCACUCUGCGCUUAUUCUAUACGGAGUUGGACAUGGCACUGGAGCCACUGGACUAUACACAAGUUCUCAUUUGGAGUACAGAUAUAAAGAUUGCCUACAAAAUUGCGUUAUUGGUCGGCGUGGCGACGGUCUAUGUGAAUUGUGUUGAUAUUGCGCUGAAACCUGUGAGGCCCGAGUAUGAGACACGCUAUUGCUAUGCGGAGGUUGUGAAUGACAUUCACUACGAGGUGCUGACAAGUAAGUCCAUGGCUAUAGUUAUAUCCGCUUCAACGCUACCCCCAACUUGUCGGUCCAAAUAUUCGGCGCACAUGUUGCCCAAUAGGCAAAGGCGGAGUCAUUGAAGUUCUUCGACCUUACGACCAACCGGCAAUAACUCAAGCAUGGCCAGAUAGAGGAGCAACUUAGGCCAGAGAUGGCAGAAAGAACGUUGCACACACUUCCUUCCCAUCAAGUUUCAUUUGUUUGUAGCUUGGCCCUGAAGCGGGAGAAAUAAACGAAACGAACUGCGUA
Scaptodrosophila lebanonensis is the source of this 863-nucleotide messenger RNA. RefSeq lists its product as uncharacterized. The transcript has a single exon. Gene Ontology annotation, molecular function: oxidoreductase activity. The record is from RefSeq and is a predicted model, not a curated record. NCBI's taxonomy places the organism in Eukaryota, Metazoa, Arthropoda, Insecta, Diptera, Drosophilidae. Bases 47 to 694 code for a protein of 215 amino acids.